Acomys russatus (golden spiny mouse) is the source of this 2887-nucleotide messenger RNA. It is a transcript of the gene Selenoi, whose product is annotated as selenoprotein I. Gene Ontology annotation, cellular component: Golgi apparatus; endoplasmic reticulum membrane. Gene Ontology annotation, biological process: phosphatidylethanolamine biosynthetic process. The record is from RefSeq and is a predicted model, not a curated record. NCBI's taxonomy places the organism in Eukaryota, Metazoa, Chordata, Mammalia, Rodentia, Muridae. Gene Ontology annotation, molecular function: ethanolaminephosphotransferase activity. The transcript has 10 exons.
CGGAGCGCUCUUCUACCUUCUUUGCCAGCCCAGGCUCUCCCAUCCCUGCCUGCAACAGCUCGGUGUGCUUUUCGUGUUUCAUUGCCCUGUCGCGCAGAGUCGCUGCCGCUGCGGAGUGGGUGUUCGGUUUUCGGGUCGUCAUGGCUGGCUACGAAUACGUGAGCCCGGAACAGCUGGCGGGCUUUGACAAGUACAAGUACAGUGCGUUGGAUACCAACCCGCUCUCUCUGUAUGUCAUGCAUCCAUUUUGGAACGCUAUAGUGAAGGUAUUUCCUACGUGGCUGGCACCCAAUCUCAUAACCUUUUCUGGCUUUAUGCUGGUUGUGUUCAAUUUUCUACUCCUGACAUACUUCGAUCCUGACUUUUAUGCUUCAGCACCAGGUCACAAGCAUGUACCUGAUUGGGUCUGGAUUGUUGUGGGCAUCCUCAACUUUGUUGCCUACACUCUAGAUGGAGUGGACGGAAAACAAGCACGGAGAACCAAUUCCAGCACCCCUUUAGGGGAGCUGUUUGACCAUGGCCUGGAUAGUUGGUCAUGUGUUUACUUUGUUGUGACUGUGUACUCCAUCUUUGGGCGAGGCCCGUCUGGUGUCAGUGUUUUUGUUCUUUAUCUCCUGUUAUGGGUAGUUUUGUUUUCUUUUAUCCUGUCUCACUGGGAGAAGUACAACACAGGCAUUCUUUUCCUGCCAUGGGGAUAUGACAUUAGCCAGGUGACUAUUUCUUUUGUCUACAUAGUGACUGCGGUUGUGGGAGUUGAGGCCUGGUAUGAACCUUUCCUGUUUAAUUUCUUAUAUAGAGACCUAUUCACUGCAAUGAUUAUUGGCUGUGCAUUAUGUGUGACUCUUCCAAUGAGUUUAUUAAACUUUUUCAGAAGUUAUAAAAGCAACACCCUGAAACACAAUUCCGUUUAUGAAACCAUGGUCCCCUUGUUCUCUCCGUGUUUGCUCUUCACUUUGUCUACAGUGUGGAUCCUCCGGUCACCUUCAGAUAUCUUAGAACUACACCCUAGAACGUUCUACUUCAUGGUUGGAACCGCUUUUGCCAAUAUCACAUGUCAGCUAAUCGUUUGCCAAAUGAGCAGCACACGGUGCCCGACUUUGAACUGGUUGCUGCUUCCUCUCUUCUUGGUUGUGGCAACAGUGAUCAUAGGCGCAGCGAGCUCCCACCUUGAGAGUGUUCUCCUUUACACGCUCACAGCUGCCUUCACUCUGGGUCACAUCCACUAUGGAGUACAAGUGGUAAAGCAGCUGAGCAGCCAUUUUCAGAUUUACCCUUUUUCAUUGAGGAAACCAAACUCAGAUUGACUAGGAAUGGAAGAAAAGAGCAUCGGCCUGUAAUCUUCCAAAAGGACUGUAAAUAGAUGCCUGUAAAUACUUCAUCACCAUUGAACUAAACUGGUCUGCUUGACAGAAUGGGACCUCAGCGUGGGGUACGUGGACAGCAGGAAUGACACAUGAACUGAGCUGAGCGUGUGGAAAAGCGCAGUGAACGCUAAGCCAGCUAAGUGUUCCCAGCUUCAGGAGUCUAUGAUAUUUUGACUCAUACAGAGUUGAAGAUGAUUUAUGUUUACGCUUAAAGUCCCCAGAUUGAUUCAGGAACACUAAUAACAUUCGGGUAGCCACAGCAUGUCUUAAUAUUGGAUACUUUAUCAUAGGUCUUUAGCUGUAGGAAUGACAGACAGCCCAAAUAUCAUGCAGAGAAGCGUCAAAAAAGUCUCUUCAGCCAGAGAUACCAGUGACUCCAGAGCAGUGUGCAGUUGCCAAAUCCUGGUUGCUCUCCAGUGAACUGCCUUUUCCACCUGCUGUGGGAGGCUGCCUAGUAUCCUGGCUGUUAUUACGGCUAAAUCCUGAUAAAUAAUUUUUCUUUGAGAGCGAAAUGUUCUGGUGUUACUUAGUAGAGAAUAGGUUGUAAUUUCAGCUCACCAUUGUAGCACAGGUCACUGUUCAAUUGUGGUACUUCCUCCUGUCAGCCGUGAGUCGCUAGGAUUGAGCCAUGAUUUUUAAGAAUGCAUGGGAUAGUUCUAAGCUUGUGGUACUUCCUUGUGAGAAUGUACAUAAAGUACCUUGAGAGAGAUUUAAACUGGAGUUAGGAGUCUCAGAACUUCAAGAUGACCAUGGUUAGCAUCCUGCCACUGUCUGCCCAAUCUUCGCUUGUUUUCAUUUCUCCUGGGGGUGAGAUGCUGUGGUUUUUAAUCCCACACAGGAUAAAGCAGAGAGAGCCUCUCUGCCCUAACUUGCUCAGCUCCUUAUUUGAGGAGAACUUUUGAUAUAUAUGCCUUGCUGGGUAUUCACUCCCUUAAUAUGACUCAAAAUAAUUUGUGAGGUUUACUGACAACAUAAAAGUCCCUUUAGCUGUAUUGUGGUUUUUCUGUAAGUCACACCUUUUUAUGAAUGUGGAUGUUUCUUUCUUUGGGCUUUGUCUUUAUUUAGUUUGGUGGUGGUGAAAUUUACUCGCUGAUUUACUUUUUACUGAAUGAGGUUUGUGCUUAAAUGAAGAGUGUGUCUUAAACCCUUUUAUUUGGACAGGUUGCACUUGGAUAAAAUAGGCACCACUGUGUUGAUAUGUAAUUAAAUUUGUAACUGUUAUUUAUCUGUCAGUGUGACCAUCCUUAAAUGUUGUAGCUCAUUCCUUUGUUGAAUAUCUGUCUGCUGCUUUGUAAAAAGUAACUAAUUGAUACUUCACGUAAAUAUUUUUAAAUUCUAAUCAUUGUCAUCCAGGCUGUUGAAAAUGAGCCCAGGAGCUAACUCACAGUUCUGUGCUCAGAGUUAACCGUUUGCAAGGCUUACGUGUAUUUGGGGACGUUCUCUGACACAGAGAAUGAGGUGCACGGCAUGGGUGGUGAUUCUGGGUUUGUAAAUAAAUUGCCGUCACGGAGGUGAGAGAAUGA